Messenger RNA from Gloeophyllum trabeum ATCC 11539, 1212 nucleotides. RefSeq lists its product as uncharacterized. Bases 1 to 1212 code for a protein of 403 amino acids. Gene Ontology annotation, biological process: ribosomal large subunit biogenesis. The record is from RefSeq and is a predicted model, not a curated record. NCBI's taxonomy places the organism in Eukaryota, Fungi, Basidiomycota, Agaricomycetes, Gloeophyllales, Gloeophyllaceae. Gene Ontology annotation, molecular function: protein binding. Gene Ontology annotation, cellular component: preribosome, large subunit precursor; nucleolus. The transcript has 7 exons.
AUGGUUUGCAUUUUCGUCGCUGGGGAUGAGCUCGGAAACAUCAAGACCGUACGCUGUCAUGAGCAGCCCACAGCCUCAGGGAGCAGAGCAGAGGUGAAGACAAUAUUUGACGGCACGGCGUCAGGGAAGGAGAAGAGCAUCCAAGGACUCGCAAUAAGCUCAGGUUCUACAGGUGGAAGAUCGAUAAUCACAACGCAUGCGGACGGCGCGGUUAAUGCAUCCUCUAUUUGCGAAGAGGGCUCGCUAAAGCGGGAACAUGGAUGGAAUGAAACUCGGCUGAAGCCCGGUCAGCGAUUCGUCGGACUCGCAGCUCAUGAGAAAGUAACCUACACCUGCACUUCUAACGGUGCUCUGCGCCGUACAUGGGUCGACGAUGCCAAGCAAGAGCUGCAGCAUGCCACUGCAUCGCUACCCAUGCGUCUAUGCGAUUGGCGUCUAUCUGGCGACGAGAAGUCAUUUAUAUAUGGAGGUGAAGAGGUUGAAGUAUCACUGUGGGAUACGGAACGGGCCUUUGCUUCUCAACCGCCCAAUACUGAGCCUAGUGCUCAAACGUCAAAGAAGAGGAAGCGGGGAGGUGAUCUACUACCAGGAGAGACAUGGAGAGCAAAGAAUGUUCCGAAUGACUUCCUGAGUCUCCGCCAGCCAGUUCAUAACACCUCUCUGACCUAUCUAUCUUCACCAAAUGAAAUCCUCACUGGGACAAUGUUCGGUAAUGUUCGAAGAUACGAUGCCCGCGCUGCUCGCCGUCCGGUCGCAGAUUGGAAAGGAGUCAGCAAAGUCGGCGGCGUGAAACUCGUACAUAAAGGUCAUAAUGAAAACGAAGUGUUCGUCGCUGAUCAAGGGUCCAACCUCUUUGCGAUGGAUCUGCGGAACGGCCGGAUCCUGUAUGGAUACAAAGGUUUAUCAGGAGCAAUAACGUCUAUAGCCUCGGCUCCGUCCUUACUAGGAUCAGUCUCCCUUGAUCGGUACUUCCGUCUCCACAGCAUAUACCCUCCCCCAGCCGAUGCCAAACAGCGGCAAGAACAAAGAGGCGAGGUCGUCGACAAAGUGUAUAUGAACAGUAUUCCCACCGUUCUUACUGUCUCGAGAGAGGACGAUGGGGAAGAUGACGAAGAUGAAAACGACGACGACAUUUGGGAGACCAUGCAAAAUAUCGAUGAGAGCACCAAGGAGGCAAGCCGUAGCAACAGGAAGAAGAAAGCGAAAGAAUAG